Cetraspora pellucida is the source of this 435-nucleotide messenger RNA. The record is from the annotation of a GenBank genome assembly. NCBI's taxonomy places the organism in Eukaryota, Fungi, Glomeromycota, Glomeromycetes, Diversisporales, Gigasporaceae.
AUGCUUACAACAGACAAUGCUAAAUUUCAUAUUCGGCUAAUUCCUUCUUAUUGGUAUUAUAAUAAUGCUGAUGUGUCUAAAGAACCUUUUUUAAAAGUAAAUAAAUUUUAUAAGAAAAUAUUAACAGAAGAAACCACUUUUCCUAUCUCUUAUCUAUGUGUAUUUAAUCAGGAUAACCAAGAUUUUCUUGAAAAGAGUCUUACUAUACUUCAACAAAGAAAGAUUUAUGAAGAGCUACAUAGUACUUAUAAGAAGGCUCUUAACAAAGCCUUAAUAAGUCGAUCAAAUUCACAACGACUUAUCGAUCUGUUAAAAGAAUUUACAGAAAGUGUUGAUGAAUCAUCUGAAAGCUCAUCAGAAGACAUAACCAAUAGUGAUAAAGAAAAUAGAGAUUUUGUAUUACAGAAUCCUAAAAAAAGGCAUAGAAAAGGCUGA